AUGGGAUGGAUGAAGAAGAAGUCUAGGAGCUUCCGAUUGAGCACCGGCUCGAUCUUUCACACGGUGACUCUCCAACCAGAUGAGACGAUCACAGUUACGAAAUACCAGGCUAAGCGUACCCAGAAGAUUGAGAGCUUCGUUAGUACCUAUCGGUACAUUCUCGAGGUGCCGGAGAGUCAUUGCUAUCUCCCAAUGGAGAUUACACUGAAGAAUAGAAUGCAGUUAGCCUUCAAUUGGAGUUAUCUUGAUAAUCUUGUCUCCACUCACGGCAUUCAUGAGUCCUAUGAGCUUUCUUCGGUGAUGCUUGCUUUGGAUACCAGUUUUCACUACCUUCCAUAA
This is a messenger RNA of Rodentolepis nana, 339 nucleotides long. NCBI's taxonomy places the organism in Eukaryota, Metazoa, Platyhelminthes, Cestoda, Cyclophyllidea, Hymenolepididae. The record is from the annotation of a GenBank genome assembly.